GUCCUUUCUGAGUUGCCGUAUCAGUAUAGCAAGCCGAGCCGCGGUUCCUCAACUUUCAGCAUUUAGUUGGAGAACUGUGCAUGUUUGAAUUUCACAAUAUUUAUGCAUAAAUCGAGUCCUGCGGGUCUGUCAGGCCUGUGCCGAGUCACCGACCAUCUGUACCUGAGUAACCAGAGAGCGGCUAACGAUGCCUCCCAGCUCACCGACAACAACAUCACCUGCAUCAUCAACGUUACCGAGACCAGGACCAGCAGCUCCGCUCCUCCGGGGCUGGACUACAUCCACAUCCCCGUCCCGGACUCCCCGCUGUCUCCUCUCAGAGAUCACUUUGACGAGGUGGCGGAUAAAAUCCACACCACCGCGGAGAGCAGCGGCCGGACCCUGGUUCACUGUAACGCCGGUGUGAGCCGCUCCCCCGCCCUGUGCAUGGCCUACCUGGUGAAGCACCGCGGCCUGACGCUGCUGGAGGCCCACAGGUGGGUGAAGACCUGCCGCCCCGUGGCCAGGCCCAAUAACGGCUUCUGGAGGCAGCUCGUCCAGUAUGAGGUGGAGCUCCGUGGCUGCAGCUCCGUCCAGAUGGUGUCCUCCUCCAUGGGGGAGAUACCAGACAUCUAUGAGGAGGAGGCCAAGAACAUGGUGCCACUGUGAAGCUGCUCUGUGACAUGUUUAGUCAAGGGUUCCCUCCGGGCUUCCGUAGUAAUCACCAGUGGUAGAAUUACAUUUUUAAAUACUAUAAGUGCACUUAAAGAUCUCUUUCAGCUAUGUUUGAAAAUAUAUCUAAAAAAAAAAUAUUGUAUUGAUUAAUAAUUUGUGUCUCACGUGUUGUUUUUUCAGUUUAAAAGAGAAUAAUUUGAUUGGCUAAAAAGUAUUUAAAUUGCCUCUAAGUCUGCACCCUCUUUGAAAUAAGAUAAGAUAAACUUCAUUGAUCCCACAGUGGGGAAAGUUCACCGUUACAGCAGCUCCAAAAGAGAAAAAGUGUAAAGGCAGUACAAGAAUAAAUUAGAAACACACAAUGCAAAAACGUAGAGAACAUUACAUACACAGAAAGUGAUUUUUUUUUUUAAAGAAGACUAUAUACAUGAGGAUGAAAGAGUUAUUGCACAUAAGUGGUAUGCAUAUGUCAGGGGAAAAAUGCAGCAGUAACAGAGGUACACCAGUUUAUAAGGCAGCAUUGUAAAGUCUGACAGAUGUUGGAAUGAAGACUCCUUCUUACACUUAGGGUGUAACAAUCUGUCACUGAAGACGCUUCUUAACCCUCGUGUGGACCCGUUUUAAAGUUUGAAAAUGUGGAAAAAAAUAUAUAUAUUUUCACAGUGAAACUUCUGAUGUCCACAUUUUCAACAUUUUUGGGAAAUGUUUGAACUUUUUUUGGUGGAAAAAAAUGUUAAAAAUGU
Molecule: messenger RNA, 1394 nt
Organism: Amphiprion ocellaris (clown anemonefish)
Lineage: Eukaryota; Metazoa; Chordata; Actinopteri; Pomacentridae
Exons: 1
Coding region: 103-648 (181 amino acids)
Biological process (GO): protein dephosphorylation
Molecular function (GO): MAP kinase tyrosine/serine/threonine phosphatase activity
Source: RefSeq, a predicted model, not a curated record